Molecule: messenger RNA, 402 nt
Organism: Diversispora eburnea
Lineage: Eukaryota; Fungi; Glomeromycota; Glomeromycetes; Diversisporales; Diversisporaceae
Source: the annotation of a GenBank genome assembly
AUGAUCAAGUCAAAACGUGGAAGAAAGCCCAAAGUUGAAUCUCAAGUUGAAGCAAAGACCUCUACUACUAGACAUGGUCCUAAGCGACAAUCUAUACUACAAAAUACUCAACUUACUAUAACCCUUCGAAGGGGCAGGAGCAAAGGAAAGAUUAAUGUAACAAUCGAAGCACCUUUCAAUUCUGAAACCAAUAAUGUCGGAACAAAUGUAGACACUACAAAUACUCAACCUACUAUAACCCUUCGAAGGGGCAGGAGCAAAGGGAAGAUUAAUGUAACAAAUGAAGCACCUACCAACAUCAAUUCUGAAGCUACAUCAACUGAAAAUCUUUCAACUGGCCAUAGUGUCAAGAGAAAGUUGGAGAUAUCCCCAGUUAUAGUGAUAAUGAAAAAAAAGAUCUAA